AUGCGACUUGGCAACAGCGCAGGCGACCACCGGCACCGGCACGUUAAUCGCGACUUCUUCCAGUCGCACUUGAAUGCCCGAUGGUCUCGAUCCGUGACAUGGCGUAAGCGCAACGACCACCGACCUGUUUUCCAGAAGAAGAGACAUGUUUCUUGCGUUCUCAUCCAACGCCGUUUUCGCUCCGUUUUAGCGUGUAAACGAGUGCCGUUUUCGUUUUUGUUUUUGUGUGUGGACGGCCCGAAUGUAACCAGCGAAGCAGGUCACCUGAUCAAAGAGCACUCAGCACAGCGCGUGAAGGGCAUUGGCGCCGUCGUCGAAGAAAGUGGCGACGACGGCGGCAAAAGCGCCAGCGACUUGCUGCAGCUGGUCCGCCACCUCUCCCACACCAACACCUCCGCCACCGCUUCGAAGGAACCCGACGAUGUGAACAUGGGGGCCAACGUAAGCCGGCACUCGGUGAAGGGGUUGUCAGGCCGCCGCUCCCAGUCGAGCGGCAGCAUCUGCAACGGGAGCGGCGGGAGCGGCAGCGGCAAGAGUUCGAGACAUCCUGACGGAAAGAUUUGCGGCAGUUUGCCGAACUACUUGGACGAACGCGAGAGGAACGGCGCUUGUAACAACAACCGUCACGAGAAGUCUUUGGAUGAGGUGAGAAAGAAAAUUUGAUUGAUUUUUUUGUGG
Messenger RNA from Leptinotarsa decemlineata (Colorado potato beetle), 678 nucleotides. Its product is annotated as tyrosine-protein phosphatase non-receptor type 13. The record is from RefSeq and is a predicted model, not a curated record. Lineage: Eukaryota; Metazoa; Arthropoda; Insecta; Coleoptera; Chrysomelidae. Gene Ontology annotation, molecular function: protein binding.